GUACUAGAAUGUAAAUUAAUGAAAAAGAUCUAGACAUCUAGUGGUAGUAGGUUAAACUAUCACCACUUCGGUUUACACACGUCUGAAAGACAACGUGACAGAAUAAACAGGUCUCGUAUAAACUUUUAACGAAAGCUUUGAUAUGACACCAGUACUUGGUAGUCUACAAUCUAUUGGACCUAAUACUCAGGCAUCAACUACCGUGCCUGAUGUACAAACUGGUAAUACAGUAGUACAGAUAUUACAGCCUCAGACACAAUCUCAACAGACGCAAUUUGUAUCCCAACCUCCAAAACAGCAGGUAGUACAGCAACCUUCCACACAACAAACACAGCAAUCUCAACAACAAAGUUCCUUCAAUGACUUUCCACAAUUUUUGACUAAAACAAGAUUACAAGAUUUAGUGAAAGAAGUAGAUCCCACUGAACAAUUAGAUGAUGAUGUAGAAGAAAUGUUAUUACAAUUGGCAGAUGAUUUUGUAGAAACUACUGUAAACGCAGCAUGUUUGUUAGCUAAGCAUCGUCAUGCAAAUACUGUAGAAGUAAAAGAUGUACAAUUACAUUUAGAAAGAAAUUGGAAUAUGUGGAUCCCUGGUUUUGGUACAGAUGAAGUACGGCCAUAUAAACGUGCUACAGUUACAGAAGCGCAUAAACAAAGAUUAGCACUUAUAAGAAAAUCAAUUAAAAAAUAUUAGUCUUUAUACACAUUUUGUGUUGUUAUCUUUAAUUGCGAAUUCUUUUAUAUUUCUUACAUGACAGUAUACUUUCAGAUAAUAAUUAAUAUUUAUAAAAAAAGGAGAAA
Frieseomelitta varia is the source of this 801-nucleotide messenger RNA. RefSeq names its product transcription initiation factor TFIID subunit 12 (gene Taf12). Gene Ontology annotation, cellular component: SLIK (SAGA-like) complex; SAGA complex; transcription factor TFIID complex. Gene Ontology annotation, biological process: DNA-templated transcription initiation; RNA polymerase II preinitiation complex assembly. The record is from RefSeq and is a predicted model, not a curated record. Lineage: Eukaryota; Metazoa; Arthropoda; Insecta; Hymenoptera; Apidae. Bases 143 to 694 code for a protein of 183 amino acids. Gene Ontology annotation, molecular function: TBP-class protein binding; DNA binding; protein heterodimerization activity. The transcript has 3 exons.